GCCAACCAAUGGUUCCUAUUAUGUAGGAGGUGGAUGGAGUAGGAAAUGACGUUGCCCAUUUUCUUGUUAGAUCUUUCAUUAGCAUGACCUUUCUUUUUACUCGCUCUUCUUUUGUGAAUCAAAUGCCCUUCUCCUCCUCAUAAGGUUGCCUUCUACCAUAUCCUAUCCUCCUCUUUCCCCUCUCCCCGUUUUCGAUUAUAAGUAAAUUAUCGUGAUAUAUGCAUUCAUAAAAAGUGUUGAGAGAAGAUUUUCCUAACUUUGUUGAUUGAUUUUCCGAUUUUUAUAAGAUUUGUUAUUAUGUGAUUUAAUGGCUCAUCGUGACAUUUUGUUAUUAAUGAUUUUGUUGUAUGGAUUUAGGGGUCAUUUGUUUGGAGAAGCGGCAACAUAAAAAAAUCACAUAUCAAUCGGUGAAUUUUACUAACAAGAUAUUAAAGAAUGGGUUCAUCAGAUAAUAAUGGUAGUGAUUCUUCAUUAUCUCCGUCUGAAUCUCCUCCAAAUUCAAAUAAUUCAUCAUCAUCAUCAUCAGAUAAUAAUAAUAAUAACAACUCUUCCCCUCCUCCUUCGUCGGAUUCUUCAUCAUCAUCAUCAUCCUCCGAUAACAAUAACAACAAUUCACCCCCUCCUCCGCCAUCGGAUUCAUCUUCUAAUAAGUCACCCCCGCCAUCACAAUCACCACCACCACCGCCGCCGCCGCCUCCUCAAUCAUCGGACAAUAACAACAACAAUAAAACCAAUGGCAGUAACAAAAACAACUCGCCGCCACCACCACCACCUCCUUCCUCGUCUAAAAACAAGUCUCCAUCACCACCACCUCCAAGUUCAUCGAAAGGGUCGCGGUCUUCAUCUUCGCAUUCUCCUCCAUCACUAAGUGAUGAUUCUUCGUCUCCACCAUCGUCGUCGUCUAAUAAUAAUAAUGUUACUCUAAUAGUUGGAGUUGUGGUUACCCUUGGGGUUUCAUUAUUGCUAUUGAUAGUCAUAGUGGUUGUUUGCUCUAAGAGGAGAAAAAACAAGCGACAUGACACCAUGCAGUAUUAUGGAGGUCCUUCAAGUAAUGUACUUGAUAUCAAAUUACUACAUUAG
Chenopodium quinoa (quinoa) is the source of this 1080-nucleotide messenger RNA. RefSeq names its product proline-rich receptor-like protein kinase PERK7. NCBI's taxonomy places the organism in Eukaryota, Viridiplantae, Streptophyta, Magnoliopsida, Caryophyllales, Amaranthaceae. The record is from RefSeq and is a predicted model, not a curated record. The coding region runs from base 436 to 1080 and encodes 214 amino acids. The transcript has 2 exons.